ACGGGCGGAAUCUUCGGGUCGGAGUAACGACGACAAUGGUCGGACGAAUUGUCUAAGAAUGUAAUAAUGCACAGUCUGGAUGCAUCGGAUGCAUGAAAGUGACUAUGUGACGUCAUUAAUGGUCUUCAUUCUUCAUGGUCAGUUUUCUUUCUUAUGCGUCUCUGGAGGUUCGAGUUUUCUGGAGUCUUCACGAAACCUUCGUCAUAUUUAUAUUAUUGGAAUAUCUACUCUACAAUACAAACUCUACAGUGUCGAUAUCAUCAGUCGAAGAAGCACGCAACUCGUAGAAAAGAAUGGUGUUUCGACAGAAAUACAUGACAUUCGCUCCAACGAGUUGAAAAUAAUGCAGAACUAUUCGGCUUUUGUUUUGUAAUUUAUUGCUACGAUGUAAUCCGAUCAUUGAUCUGCAAGUGUAGCAGUACAUGUACAUAUAGCAGAAGUGUGUGUUUGUCGAUGUAUCUUAAUUAACACCAUUUUAUAACUUAUUAAUGUCUGCUGGUUCGGAGAGCACAGAUCACGAACUGGUGUGCUCGCGAUCGCUACGAAUUUUUCUUGAGUUUGGAUAUCGAUCACGUAAUUUGAUGAUGUUCUUACUAUUGUACAUAAGUAUUUUAUUAUUUACAUGCAAUGCGGCAAAUCCUCGGUGUAAAGAUGAAAAUAAUCAAAUUGUCGAUUGGUAUGUGCUUUACAAGUUGCCGAAGAUAUCAGAAAGCAGCAAUCCUAUGAUUAGAAAUGGAACAGCGUAUUUAUAUAUGACCAAUAAUACUGUUGCUAAAGGUUGGCAGUUAUCCACGAAAAAAAUCAGCGCAAAAAAUUCUAUACCAGGAAAUACUUUAGCACCUUUAUACAAUGACCCAAUAGCAUCGAAGACUUUCUGGGUCUUGUACAAUGAUGAUCCGCCUAACAGACCUAUCAAUGCCAAAUAUGGUCAUACCAAAGGCGCUGUGAUGACAAACAAACAAGAGGGUUUCUGGUUAAUACAUAGCGUUCCGAAUUAUCCACCUGUACCCAACAGCGGCAACGAUACAAGACGAAUACGAGUGAAUGAGACUUCGACUUUGGGAAACCGAUCCGAAUAUGAUUAUCCGACAUCCGGAAUGCAUUAUGGACAGAGCUUUUUGUGCAUCUCCGUGGACAAUGAUCAAUUUGAUCUUAUUGGUCGCCAGUUGAUGUAUAAUCAAAUAAUAGCAUAUAGGAGAAACAUCCCCGCUACAUUCGCCGCGAUGUUUCCAGUGCUUACGGACGCGGCUAAUCAGAAGCGUAUCAGACAAGCACCUUUCAUCAGUAAAACGCUGUUAAAAUCAUCUGGCGGUGUUGAAUUCGUAUCAUUUGCUAAGAGUGAUAAGUGGCAGAAAGAUUUGUACGAAGAGUUCGUUGCACCGACGUUAAAAACAGAUUUAUUUGCCGAAACAUGGUUAAACGGACGAGGCAGACUGCCAACGGACUGCAAACAAGUAAAAGUAUACAAUAUUAUAACUAUUAAUUUGGCAUCAGUUAACAUCGAUUUUAAGAGUAGCCGCGAUCAUUCCAAGUGGGCGGUGGCUGUUGAAGGUAAAGCUAAUCGAACCUGGAUUUGCAUAGGUGAUAUUAAUCGAGCAGAUACUCAAUACAUACGAGGCGGUGGAACUGUCUGUUUCAUCAAUCGGAAUGUCUGGAAUAAUUAUCGAAAAGCGGUGAAUGAUGUGGAACCAUGUCCUAAACAAUAUAAGACAAUUUUAGUUUAACGAAUUUAACUUGGACCAAAGAAUAAUAGAUUCUAGAAGAUCUAAUAAUUUUAUUCUUACUGCAUAUACAUUGGGUGCAUUCAGAACGAUAACCGUUUACUAAGCGCUCAAUGAACGAUUGUCAUUCUGAAUGCAUACAUUAUAUAUAAUUGAAAUAUACUAUAAUCAUG
This is a messenger RNA of Trachymyrmex septentrionalis, 1894 nucleotides long. RefSeq names its product plancitoxin-1 (gene DNaseII). Gene Ontology annotation, molecular function: deoxyribonuclease II activity. The coding region runs from base 489 to 1724 and encodes 411 amino acids. The transcript has 9 exons. The record is from RefSeq and is a predicted model, not a curated record. Gene Ontology annotation, biological process: apoptotic DNA fragmentation. NCBI's taxonomy places the organism in Eukaryota, Metazoa, Arthropoda, Insecta, Hymenoptera, Formicidae.